Argiope bruennichi is the source of this 14325-nucleotide messenger RNA. Its product is annotated as apolipophorins-like. Gene Ontology annotation, molecular function: lipid carrier activity. The transcript has 34 exons. NCBI's taxonomy places the organism in Eukaryota, Metazoa, Arthropoda, Arachnida, Araneae, Araneidae. The coding region runs from base 103 to 13566 and encodes 4487 amino acids. The record is from RefSeq and is a predicted model, not a curated record. Gene Ontology annotation, biological process: lipid transport.
GUACGCCAUCGUCACAAGCAUUCUUGGUUAGCUGCAAGCAAGGAUCAAUUGUGAGCAGCUUUUACAGAGGAAUGCGAUUGCUGUGAAUCUUAAGAAUUUUCUAUGGCUACGCUUAGGAAGCUACUACUAUUAAGCGCUUUCGUCGCGAGUACAGUUGCAGUUCCCGUCCAACAAAACGCUGGACAAUGUGCAAGGUACUGCACGGACGACAGUGAUUUCACGUUGAGUCCAGGCAGCACGUAUACUUACGACUAUGAGACCACCACCGUAACCACCGUACAGGGAGGACAGGAAAAGACUCAAAUCCAAAUCACCGCACAAGCAGACAUCGAAGUCCUCUCCAAAUGCGAGCUUUCUCUCAGGCUACGAGGGGUGACCCUCAAACUAUCUGAUCCGGAGAGCCCGGAUUACUUAGUUUCCCUGCGGGGAGCUCGAGAAUUCGCCAGGACCAUCGAGAGGAACAUCCUCAGGUUCUCCUUCCAAAAUGGACAGGUGGAACACGUCUGCCCCUCUGAAAACGCCCCCACGUGGGUCACCAACAUUCAGAAGGGUGUUUUGUCCGCCUUCCAGUCCUACUCAGUCAAACCAGAGUGGACAACUAGGACAAUUGAGACUGAUGUCCUUGGAAAAUGCACUGCUGAAUAUCACUCCCUCGGAAGGAAUUGGCAAGGUACGCACACCGUAAGGAAACUGAAAGAUUUAAGUUCCUGCACCGAAAGAGAAAAUUAUGAAACUUACCUUCAAGGAUCUGCUUACUCAUCGGAUUUCCAAACCCUGUCUUUGCCCGUGGUCAAAGGCAGUCAGGAAUGCGAGCAAGUCAUUGGUGACAGUUUCCUCCAGACAUCCACCUGCAAUGAGAAGCUGAUCUUCCGUCCGUUUUCUAACAGAGGCAACGGUGUUGUCGCAACUGUCUCUCAGAAGCUCAUCUAUGCUGCUACCAGUGAAAGGAGGUUUACAGGAAAUGACUAUCGCCCAACAACUGAGCCUCUACUCUACACUCACGCAAAGCAGGAAGUUAGUUCAGCUAAGAUCGAAGAAGAAACCGAGAUGGCCAUGAGGGAACUGUGUGAUGCUGCCAAGGUAGACAUCUCCAUCUCUGUUCCCAGGAAGUUCUCCGGAUUGAUCUACAAGCUGAAGAAACUUUCUUUGCGAUCAUUGAAGUCUUUCCAUCAAAAGAUCGAUAAAAUCUGCCCACAGAACACUGAUAAAGCCAGGAAAUUCUUCAUGGAUGCCAUUCCUUUGGUCAGCACAGUGGACUCAGCUCGCUUCAUGCUCGAAAUGAUCUCCAGAAAAACUAUUUCUGACACCGAAAUCAGUUUCUGGCUGACAUCUCUAUCAUUCAUCAAUGAGCCAACACCUGAAAUCAUUUCUCUUUUCACGCCACUUCUCGAUGGUCGUUACACGCAAGGCAUCUUGGGAGUAUCCGCUCUUAUUCGCAAUUUCUGUAAUGGAAAAGACUGUUCAGGAAUUCCAGAAGUUCAGGCAGCUGUGAACAAGCUUUCAGAAAACUUGGGAGAAAACUGCUUCAGCUCUGACGACAAAAAUGUUAUUCUUUCAUUGAAAGCGAUCGGAAAUAUAGGAUACCUCUUCGGUAAAGAAAAUGUACUUGAAGCUUGCUACAAGAACCCACAAAUAAGAACUGAAGCUCGCUUAGCAGCAAUUGAAGCUUUUAGACGUGCCAGCUGUGACGUCAGCAGGGAGGAAUUAAUGAAAGCUUACAGCAACUACAAUGAAGACACCGAAAUUAGGAUUGCUGCUUAUUUGGCUGUGAUGAAGUGUCCUACCGUUUCUCGUAUUCAGGAAAUUAAAGAUGUUCUGUUGAAUGAAAAGAUCAACCACGUCGGUUCUUUCAUUUGGACUCAUCUGACCGCCUUGUCCAAGACCAAGCACCCAGAAAGGAGAGAGAUCAGAGAUAUUGUAUCGAAUCUGUAUCUCAUGAACAAGUUUGCCUCCGAUGCAAGGAAAUUUUCCACAGCCAGUGAAGCCCACUAUUUCUUGGAAUCCAUUGAUUCAGGCAUUCAUGUGGACAGUCACUUGAUUUUCUCUACCGAUUCCUAUUUGCCACGAACAGCCAUGUUCAACCUCACCGUUGAUAUCUUCGGAAAGAGCUGCAAUCUUUUCCAGAUUGAUGGACGCAUGGAAGGUUUAGAACAUGUUGUUGAGAGCUUUUUCGGACCAGGUGGAUACUUCCCACAAAAGAACAUCGCUAAAAUCUUGAGAGAAAAGAGAUCUGUUGACAACAACAAACUGAACCUGAUUGACAGCCAGUUCAAUCAACACUACAAAAAUCCUGUGCAGCCAUACGGAUCCCUAGAUGUCAAAGUCUUUGGAACAUCCAUGUGGUAUGAACAAUUUAGAAGCAACGGAGAUGGUUCUCCUGAAAUUAACUUGUUGGACAUUGUCACCAAACUAGCUGAAGAGAAUGAUAAAGAAUAUUCCAGAAGUUUUACUUUCUUGGACACUACCUUCACUGUCCCAAUGACCAGUGGUUUGCCUCUUAAGAUUGCUCUUAAUGGAACUGCAAGUGUAGGACUGAAGAUAGGAGGAAAAUUCGACGUGAAAUCUUUCGAUCACGUUGAUGUCUUGGGUCACAUCGAACCAAGUGGAGCUGUUGAAAUUUCUGGUCUCUUGACCGUAGAUGCUGGUCACUUCGCUCGCUCUGGCAUGCGAUUCAUCAGCACCAUGCAUUCCUCAUCAGUCCUCGAUGGAAAAGUACAAGUGAGAAAUGGUGAAGUUGUCAAGGCUCAGCUCAAUAUGCCCAGGGACAGAAUUGAUGUCUUCAACAUCCAGAGCAAGAUGUACCUGGUACAUGGUACAGAAGAACGAGAGAAAGCUACUGACAAACGCGAAGGAACACAUUUGCAAAGCUGUACUGGACGAGGAAUAUCGAAAGUUUUUGGUGUAAAAAUCUGUUCUUCUCUGGACCUCCCACCUUACAGACCCAACUCUCCUCUUCAGCCUCUGAAUGGACCAGCAUCUUUCAGUCUGUACAUUGAAAAAACUGACCCUACCCUCAAGAGUUACAACUUCGAUGCUCAGUGGAAAAGUGAAAUGAAAAAGGGAGGUUUCGUCAAGCAUGGAGUGCUUUCAUUGAACACUCCCGAGUCGAGGGUGGACAGGGAUGUGAAAAUGGAGUUUUACGUCAACGAAGCGGACCACACUGCCACUUUGAAGAUCAAAACGCCAAUGAAGAAACUCGGAGUUAACGCUAAAUUAGUGGAUUCUGAAACAAAGAAAUUGGACUUCAGUGUUAAUGUCGAUGACAAAGAUUACUUUUCACUUCAGUCUGAGCUGGGUAUUGUUAAUGUAAAGAGUUCCAUGUACAAUGUUCAAUCCUCAUUGGAAGUCAGAAUACCAUCUGGACGUUUCAUGGCUGCUUCUGCCACUGCUGAUAUUAGGGUUGGACAAAAGUAUUCAGGUCAACUGAAGAUUGAAGAUCUGACAGAAAAACCAAUAUUGGCCAAAGGUAACUUUGAAAUCGGAAAGAAAGAUCGUUAUGACAUUGAAGCCAGUCUCAGCAGUUUUCCUUUGGAUGGUACAGUUAAGGGUUAUGCACAGAUGGGUGAUAACAUUGCUUCCCGCUUCACUGCUGAAUACAAAAUUUUGGAAGGAAAAAUGAAUAAGUUGAGCAUCGUCGGAAAGAUGAGAAACUUGUCAGCUGCUGCAUUAACGAAAUACUCUGGAUCUUUGAACGUACAGGCAUCUGUUCUUCCAGAAUGGAACACCGAAUUAGUUUUCGAAACCAUGAAAACAACUGGCCACAUUGAGAACACUGUUUCUGUGUCGCUUGGAGAUGGAGCAAGAAGUAGAAUACACACAAUCAAAUUACAGGAAAUCUUGAGGUAUGAAGGAAGCCUGAGCGACAACAAAGUAGACGGAUCCAUCAAAUUGUUUUAUCCAGAAAAGAAUAUCAACUAUGGCCUUAGUGUUAAACACGAGAACACUGAGAAUUCAUUGAAGAACUUAUUGGAAAUUCAGUAUGCUAAAAACAGACAAAUUAGCACCGAUGUACAAUUGAAGAAAAGUACAGGAAAUCUGUUGUCUGUGGCAGGUGAUGUAAAACUUAAUUAUCCUGGUCGUGAAGCAGCUGUACAAGUAGAAUUGGCACAAAAUAGCAAUAAAGAAUACAGAGGAACUGCAUCUUGCCAAUGGCAGAAGGGAAGACGUGUAGCUGCCGUUCUUCAUUACAAAGACAAAUGUGAGGGAUCCCGCCUCAAAUACGAAAUAGAUGGAAAUAUGAAUUUGCCUGAAUCAAGCCCUAUUGCCUUUGCUACUAUUGUUUCUUACCAUCGCGGCCAAUUUGCUGGAUCUGCAGAAGUGAGCCAAGGUGUUGACAAAUAUCGCGCCAAAGCUGAUGUUACAACUGGAAAUGGUUUGAAUCACAGAAUGGCUGGUCAGAUGGUGAUCAAAAAUGAUGUUUAUGGAAUUGAUGCAGCUAUUGUUAGUGUUAAAGAUAAAAUAAAUGGCAACGUUGAAGUAAAAAUGCCUAAUCGUCAAAGAGCUACUGUUAAAUUUGAGGGCAGAAUGGGUGAUACUUUGAAGUUUGGAUCCUUUGAAACUUACUGGGAUGCAGACAGAGAUACCAGCAAGAAAUUUAUCGUAAAUGGAGAGUUGCGCAGCCAGGCUGAUGGUUAUGAUGGAAAAGUUUUCAUGCAAAUUCGUCGAAGAACAAUUAAAGGAGCUGUCAGCACUAGCUUACAAGGAAAUCUUUUCAGUUCCCAAUGGAAAACUAACAACAAAGUUGAAUUUGAAUUGUCUCCAACAGAAAAAUUUACCGGCAUUUUGUCAACAAAUGUGCUUUUAGACAGAACCAGACAACAGCUUGCAAGUCACAUCGAAUUAACUUCUCCUUAUAGUGGAUUUGAGAACGUAACUCUCGGUAUCACACAUCUCUAUGCCAACCAGCAAUGGGAUAGUGAAUUGUCAACCUUAUUGCCAUGGGGAAAUGAUAUCACUCUUUCCAGUUUCGGCAAAUAUUCAUUUGCUCGUGGAAGUUCCAAUAUCGAAACAUCAGCCAAAAUAUUGACUUCAUACAGAGGAUUUGAAGAAAUGUCUAUCUCAGUUACUCAUGGUAACAAUGUUAGAGAAUUAUCUAAUAAAGCUGAAGUAAAAUGGGGAAUGGGUCAAAGAAUAUUCUAUCACAUCACCGGCGUUAAACAGGCUUCUACAUUAAGAGGAUCUUUGAAAUUAAACACUCCUUUCUCUUACUGUAAAGAUAUUUCAGCCGAAAUCAAUCACGCUCAUACCUACAACAAUUUCAGAACACGGGGUGAAGUUCAGUGGUCGCCGUCUAAAAAAUUAGCUUUUAAUUCUGAAGGUAAUCACGAACUUAGUGGCCGAAGAAGGAUCUGCACAAUUAACUUUGAGGGUUCCUCUCCAUUUAGAGGAUUCGAAAGUACAACAGCGAAAUUAACAUACAGCAACGAUGGAUUCACUGUAAAUACAGAUGUAGAAACCAUGUGGAAUCGAAAUAAAAUAACAUCUUCUUUAAGUAUGUCAAGAAAAAGCCAGUUGAUGAAUAAGAAUCUCGAAGGUAAAUUCAGUUUCACAAGUCCUUUCCGAAAUUACGAAAAUGUGCAAGUAUCAACUUCUUUCGAAAUGAAUGAUAAUUCAUACAAAGUCAAUGUCGAGGGUCAGUUACCCCACAGAUCAACAGUAUCUCUGAACUCUCAAGGUAAGAUGGUCAGCUGGAAUGACAUCGAAGUUAAUGCUGUUGUAAUCAACAACUUCCCAAGAUACAUGAAUACUCAACGAGUUUCUCUUGAUUUCGUUCACAAACUGCAUAAUGCUAAAUUAAGAAGCACACUGGAUGCAUCUUACGGAAACGACCGCUUAACUGUAGUAUUGAUUGGCUUAACUGAAUCCGGUUACAACUCAAGAAAUUCUGAAUUUUCAUUCACUGUCAAUACACCAUUCAGAGGAUUUGAAGAACUGAAAGUGGAUUUUGGACACAACCAGAGAGGCUCUGAAUAUCUAACCAAGCUACAAAUGAAUAAAAACAAACUGAGCGGAUCGUUGACACACAAACUGACCGUUCGAGAUGCCCUUAAUUUUGAUACUGUAUUUGAAAUGACCUCGACUUCUUCCUUACCUAAUGGAAAGAUUUCAAUUGUCCAAGCAAGUAACGGCAGGCAACUAGAGCACACUAGUUUCGUAGAAUGGGACAAGAACAAUAAAAUACACCUAAAUGCCCAAUAUUUGGAUAAGGCCUUUUUGAAAGAAUUCUUAGUAAAACUUACAACACCAUUCCGAAAUUACAAAGACAUGGAACUCAAGGCUAGUAUGGAAUGCACGGAUAUGGAACAUAAGGGGGCCCUUUCUUUUGUCUGGGAUCGACGAAAUAAGAUGACAUUAUCCGCUGAUUUAGUAAACUACAGAUGGGAAAGCCUGAAAUCCCAAGUGGAAUUCACCAGUCCAUUCAAGGGAUAUGAAUUCUAUUCAACAACUGUCAAGUAUGAUCUAACCGGUCACCGUAAGGAAGCCGAAGCUUCAUUUUUGUGGGAUGUGAAAAACAGGAAAUCUGUUGUUGCAAAGGGUAGUUUCUUGUAUUCCAGCCGAUUGAUGAAUAUCGACAUGUCUCUAACGACACCCUUUAGUGACUUUGAACGAGUAAUUCUAUUAGGAAAGUACGAAAACAAAGUUCCAGAACAAAACAUCAAUAUACUUUAUGAACGGGGAUGGAGAAGAAUCAAUCUUGUUGGAAAAGCGAUUUUAAGAAACAAUGAUGCAGAAAUAAAUGUUGAUUUCAGCAGUCCUUACAGAAGUCUGAGCGAACUGAAAGCUUCAGCAAAAUACAGCAAAAUCAGAAAUGGCUUGAGAGGUGAAAUUUCAACUCAAUGGAAUGAAGUUAACAAAUAUAAGGCAUCAGCAGAAUAUGAACUUCAGUCAAAAUCUGGUAAAGGAAGCAUUGAAGUUCUUACACCUUUCAGGAAUUUCGAAAAGGUUAACAUUGAUGUUAGUGGCAGCUAUUCAAGCUCCAAAAUUGCUUCUGAAUUCAAUGCUCAAUGGGGUAAUAAUAAAAAGAUUGUUUUGACAUACGAUAUUUACAAAGGCUCAGACAAUAGCGAAAUGAAUAUUAAAUUCCUUAGCCCAUUCGAAGGUUAUAGGGAACUCACUGCAAAAUCUUCAUACAAAAUAAAGCCCAAUCAAUAUGAACACAAAGUAGAGACAAGAGUUAAUCAGAAAGACUUGUAUGAAUUAUCUGUUACUGCAAAACGUGGCGGUUCCCAUUUUGGAGAAAUUCAGAUGAACUUAAAUUCACCAGUAUCUCCAUUCAAAGAUGUUCAAAUGCUUCUUACUCUUGAUCUGAAUCCUGAAUUGUUCCAGUUGAUAUCUUCUCUGCAGUGGGAAGAAGAAAAAGCAGACAUUGAUUUGUUGCUGAGCAGAAAAAUGAACCAGUUUUAUGAAGCUAAACUGAAACUUAACACACCUUUUGACGGUCUUAAAACUAUUGCUUUCGAUAGCUCUCUUAGAAAUGACAGGAAUCAAUUCAUGGAUGGGCGUCUCAAUAUUGUAACACCCUUCAAAAUUCUUAAAAAAUUCAAUGCAUAUGGCGAAUUUAAAAAUGACGAUGCUGGUUAUUUAGUUGAUUUGAAAUUAGACACACCAAACAAGAACAUAAAAAUUUUGGGAAAACUGUCUAAUAGUCAGUUCCAGCCAUUCACUGCUUCAUUGAAAGUCGAUGCUCCUUUUGCUUCUUUCAGAUCACUUGAAUCAAAUGUUGAACUGAACAUAAUUAGAUGGAACAAUGCUAAAGCUAAGCUGACCACAAAAUCUGCUCUAUUUUCACAUGGCGUGGAGAUUCAGCUCGUGCAAAAUGAUGGAAGUUUGAAUUUCAAAGUAGAUACUGCGUCGUCAGCCCUUGCUUCUGGAAAAGCCAUUGCUACUGUGAUUGCUGACUAUAAAGAUUUAAACAGAAUUUCUACUGAAGUAUCAGUAGAAGUUUUCGGAAAUGUACACUACAUGAACGGACAAUACAAAUCCAGUGGAAAGGUGUCAGAAGUUGAGAUGAAAAUCGACAGUUCAAUCUUGCCCGAUGGACAAGCAGGCAUGACCUCUAAGCUCUCUCGUCGUCGUAACGACAGAGUUUUAGAUGGAGAAAUUAACAUCAAUUUCGCAAGCUCAACCCACCAAAUCUCUGGAAAAUAUGAAAAUAAAGGAAAUCAAAUCUCCACUAAUGUUAAAAUUGACAGCGAUCUUUUGUCAUUCUCGACUCUGGAAUCUGAGGCAAAAUACAUUAACAGCAAUGGUCGAGAUAUGGAAGUUUCAUUCUCUGCUUCAACUCCAUAUUCAUCACAUUCUUUUACCAGUAGCUUGAAGAAUUAUGAAGGGGAAAAGAUUGCUCAGCUGAAAAUCGACUGCCCAAUGGUAUCCUACUUAAACCCAUUCACUAUCACUAGUACUUUCAAACAUGAAGGCUAUAGUUCUAUGGAUCUUAGCCUAUCAGUGUCGACACCAGGAAAAGAAGUUCGAGUAGCUGGAAACAUGAAGAAUGAAGGAUGGCAAAAUGCUGAAGCAUUCCUUACCGUUAACACUCCAUUUGAAGUUUUGAGAAUGCUCCGCUUAGAUGGACGUUUCCGUAAUGAUAAUUUCCAGAACAUUGAUGGUAACUUCCAAAUUGAGACAUCAAACAGCAACUUCCCGUCUUUGGGAGUAACUUCCAAACUCAGCAGAACAGAAGGGUCUGAAGAAAUGUCUCUUAUGUUCAAAUUGCCUCUUCGUAACUAUCGAUCAGUCCAGUUGCUAGGAAAUGUCCACUACAACAGAGAUUACUCCAGUGCUGAUUCCAGAAUUACCUUUACACUUCCACAAAAUAAAUACGUAGUCUAUGGUCAAUAUGGCAAGAGCCGUUCCAGAAUAUCAGGAAGAGGAGAAGUAGAAUUCAACAACAAUAAAUGGAGCGCUACUGGCCGACUGGAACGCAACUCUGAAAAUCAAGAUGUUGCCCUCAGUAUUUCUACUCCAAACUCUCAAACUUACACUUUCGGUGGAGCUUAUGGAAAUUCAAGAAACCGCCAACAACUUGCUGUAAGUUACAGUAGCCCUUCUAAUGAAAGAUAUUCCUGGAAUUCUACUUUAGAUUACCAGAAUAUUGGCAGCUUUUCACUUGACUUCCAAGCCGAAAGUCCUUUUAUCAACUACCGAAGCAUAACAGGCAGUGUAAAUCAACAAUCCAAUGCCAAUUCUUUCUCAACAAAUAUUGAAUACACAAAGAAUGGAAGACGAGGAUUUUUAAAAGUAUUCCAUCGAAAUCAGAGAGAUGGACUGAAAGGUUCAGUUCAAAUGGGUUGUCCUUACACUAAGGUCAGAGACCUCAAACUGUCCUACAGCCGUGUAAAGAAGCAAACUAACAUUGAAGACAGUGUAGAAUUGGAUUACAACCGUGCAAAGCAGCUGAAGAUGGAAAUUAUUCUUUUCGGAGAAAAGUCUUCUCACAUCGUUCUCGAUGUUCCAGUUCUGCCUCUGACUGUGACUGCUGACAGUAAAAAGAUAUCCAAUGGAAGAGAAUUGAAUUUCAGGUCCAAUUAUUUCUCUAGAGUUGUAUCUUUCCGAACAUCACACCAGUGGGAUUCCAGACAAAUACUUCACGAUGCCGCUUUCAGCUGGGAUGAACGCGCUGAAAAGAGAAUAUCUUAUGAUUUUAAACUGGCUAACACCGAAUCUGGAAAGGAAUUGUGGAGCAGGAUUGAUACGCCUUUGAGAUCCUUGAUGUUGAAAGGAAACUUUACCAAAACAAGCCGAACUGGUUCAGGUGGAAUUGACUUCUAUUGGGAUGCUGCUCGCUCCAUGGAGAAACAUAUGGCUGUUGGAUUCGUGCAUGCAGAUAUCAGUACGGAUGCACAGACUUCUCAUAAAUUGGAACUUGUCAUGGAACAUCCUAAGUUGCAAAAGGACAUUGUUCAAACCAGCAUCUUAACAUACUCUCCGAAUGAGUUUUACCUCAAGAGUGAACUUCAAUAUUCUCGCGAACGACACCACAACCUGUUGAUGGAAUUGAAGGCAUCCGAUAUGAGCAGACGAGAUUUGCAUUACAAAGGAGAAUUCCUUCUGAGACAUCCUGCUAGCCGAUUGGACAUCCGUGGAGCAGCUGAAGCCACAAACAGCAGACUUGAAUCUUCUGCCUAUCUGCGAUUAAACAGCUUGGACAGAUUCCAAGCCCAGAACGUAAGGGAAGUCAAGGCAAAGAUUAUGAAAUUGAAGCAGGAAAUCGAAAUGAUGGUCCGAUCUAAUGACGAUCAGAUGAAAGUAUCAGGAAAAGUUGCUGGCAGGAAUGGCGAAUAUGAUGCAACUUUAGAAAGGAAGACAAAUGAUCAGAUCGAUUGUACCACUAGAGUUACGUUUAGCAGACGCAACAAUGCUUUGGAUAUUAGUGUCAUGAAUACAGAAAACACUGGAUUGCAGAUCUCUGCUUCAUUCCCAAAAGAAUCAGCUAGUCUUAAGAUAUCUCACAGCAAACAAGGAAGAGAAAUGACCGACGCUUCUCUAUUCUUGGGUCUGGAAGGAUCCAAAAUUCUGAAGUCAAAGAUCAACUGGAGACCAAGAAUGUGGCAAGAUCUUAGGAUAAACACUGGUGAGACUCUUCGAGGUUUAGUUUCUACGAACAGAGCUCGUUACUCAGUUUGGUCUUCGAACUUCGCUGAAGAAUUGUCCACAAGAGCUUCACUCAUGUCUCGCGCCAUGUCUGAUCUUCUGACACCAUUCGUCGAAGACCUGAAAAACGGAGUCAAUGAAAUUGAAUACGAUUUGUUAGCCGCAAAAGACACCUUCAGGAGUAUGUACUACAGAAAUGAAUUCUACAUGAGAGACAUUGCUGCUGAGGUGGAGACAGUAAAGCAAGUUGCUCAGGACGUUUCAAACGGACUGGUUCUUGGCUGCGAAGUCUUAUACAACAUAACUGUUGAGCAAAUUGAAAAUAUAUACUACUCUAUGUACUACUCCUGCCUGGAUUUCUGCGAAUACAUGCAACAGAUGCACACUGAAAUGAUGUGGAAACUCGAAAGAGCUGUACAAUCCGCUCAAAAAUCCCUGUCUAAAGCCUUGGUGGCAUGUGCAAUGAAAAUGAAUCAAGUUAUGGAAAACGCAUAUGCUAAGAUCCAGCAUUGGUCAGAGUUGAUGGUUUUGAAAUUCGACAGAUGGCUUCGGUCAUACGCUCCGUGCAUAAUUGAUGGAUAUUACUACACCAAACAGGCCGCUGACAAAAUCAGAUACUCAAUCAAUGGAAUAUCUGAUUGUGUCGUAUCCAAUCCAUACUACAUUGCCUUGAAGAACUAUGCUACCAGUGUAGUCAACACUUUCAAAGCUUUGCGAGAUUACGAAUACACCGAAACUGCCCAAAUGUUCUUGAACAAAGUAUACGACAUCAAUCUCGUCGACUCCGUUCUGAACCAUCCAACAGUUGACAGAAUGUCUGAAAUCGCAAACUCAGCUUUGAGGAAGAGCGUUGAAGUUUACCACAACUUGGGUAUGGAUGUUGUCGUGGCCCAUGCUGCUGAUUCUGCUACCAACUACAUGAAGACCAUGGCUCUCGAUGCAGCUCAGGAUUACCUAUCAGAAUUCUAUCAAACCAAGGCUGGUGCCAAGUAUGACUUUGAACCACAAAGAGGUCACAUUGCUCUGGAACUCACUCUGCCAGUUGCUCGAAGCAGUCUAAUCGAAGUAUUUGACUACAAAAGUUAUCCCGAAUACAAACAGGUGAUGAACAUCAAUUCUAUGGCAAUGGAAUACUACGAAGAUUUCUGCAUCUGGGACUUCUAUUACAAAUUUAUGAAAUACUUCUCAGCAAGUUACUGGAUGCCAUCUUUCACUGCUCACGCUUUGAUAUCGGGCAACCAGCACUUCAUCACUUUCGACAAGCUGUCUUAUGACUUUGCUGGCCGAUGCAGUUAUCUCCUGGCACGUGACUUCGUCGACGGAAACUUCACUGCCAUCGUCAACUAUGGAACUGAAGACCACAUGAGACGAUCUCUCACGAUUUUGGUGGACGGAAAGAAGGUGGACAUUGGAAACGAUUACAAGAUUACUCUGGAUAACAACAAAGCAGAAUUGCCAAUCCAGAUUGGAAAGACCGUUAUGAUCAGAGAAGGAGCCAAUGUUAGAGUUGAAAAUGAGGAGAAGGGAUUCUCAGUCGUUUGCAACUUUGUGCACAACUACUGCAGUGUAUCCUUAUCUGGUUUUUACUUCGGCAAAACUGCUGGACUGUUCGGAACUUUCAAUUACGAACCUAGUUUGGACAUGAUGUCACCUUCUCGAUACGUCAUGGGAGACAUCGAAAGCUUCACCAAGUCUUGGGAAGUAGGCCAGGCCGUCUGCUCAUCGUCUGAAAAUUUCGCCACCUUGCCAAGCAACGACUACAGGGUACAAAAGAGAUGCAAAGACCUUUUCCAGAAAUCCACAUCUGAAUUCAGAGCUUGCUUUAAACAGGUUGAUCCAUCAGCUUAUUUGAAGAUGUGUAUUAGCGAUUUGUCCGCAGUCCACGAGAAUGACCACGAAGAUGCUAUCUGCCAAUCUGCCGCUGCUUACUUCAUGGAAUGUAAGAUGGAAGGUGUUCCUCUCAGGAUGCCAAAACGCUGUGUACGAUGUGAGAAACAAGAUGGAUCUUACAUGACAGAAGGCGAGGCAAUCCAAUUCCCUCGUGAUGGUACCGUCACAGCCGCCGAUGUAGUUUUCCUAGUUGAAGAGAAGCAGUGCAACAAGGACAGAAUCAGAUAUCUAUCAAAACUGGCCGAUGUUAUUGAGAAAGUGUUCGCCCAGAGGGGAUACAGGGAUGUCAGGUACAGUGUAGUAGGAUUCGGUGGUGAUGAAAUACAUGCUGCACCUCAUGUGCAUACUAUGGAUGGAAGAGAAUCAGGACCUCUUAGAUCUCUAGAAUCAGCUUUCCAGAGCUUAGAAUUUGGUGAUGGACCAAUUAACAUCUUAGAAGCUAUCAGGUUUGCUGCUGGACUCACCUACAGACCAGGAACCACCAAGAGUUUCAUUCUUGUUAAAUGCUCAACAUGCAAGUCUGAAGAAGUCAAGGCCGAAUACAGUGAAAUGUUGCGCACUCUUUUGGAUGGAGACAUCACUCUUCACCUCUUGAUGGAUCAGAAAUACGAAUUUAAGAUUCCUAACAAGAAUUCUAAAUCCCGAAAAGUCAUCGGUGUGGACAAAAGAUUCGCUUAUACCCUUAAAGACGUCAAGGACAGUCAGCUCUCUGGUGAUGGAGACCUCUUGGCUCAGCUGAGGAUUCCAAAAGAUGUCUGCAUUCCUCUGGCAUUCGAAGUGAAUGGCUCCAGCUUUGAUUCACAAUUCCUUGCAGAAACCAAGAAGAACACCAACAAGAAAUUCAUGGAUGUCUUAGCAAGACUGGUGGUGCGCGGCUCAUCGGCAGGCACUACAGACUGGGGAAUGUGCUGCGAGUGCUUAGCCACAGAGGACGGAGUGGGCAAGAGUACUUGCCAACGCUGCGUUUCAGAAGAAAUGGCAAGCAUGAUAUCGGGUGAUCUUUCUGGGAUUCAGAAUCAAGUAGGUCAGCCUGAAAGUAGGAGGUCACGAGUUCGAAAGCACAAAGAACGUAGAAAUGGACAAUAACUUUCUUCUUUAUUUUAUAGUCACUAAUUAUGAUUUCACUUAUGUGUUCAAAUAUAAAACACAUACAACUAAUAAGUUUCUUGUAUGACCUAAAAGAAAUCUAUUUUACACUCAUCCAUUUCAUUUUAGUUUAACAUGUCAUAUUGUAGUAUUGUAAUUCUAUACGUAUUCAAUAAAAGUUUUACAGUUUAUCUAUAACUGUAAAAAAAGAUAAAAGAAGUAUUGAAAUAUCAUUGCCAUUAAAAAUAAUUUUUUAAAGUUCUUUUAAAUUCUAUUUUUGUGCAUUUCUUGUAUUUAUUUGUAAUUUUUUUGUUGUUGAUGAAUAACUCAAUGUUAAACGGGUGAGAGUAUUUAACCAUACUACAGGCCCUUCAAAGAUGGCCUUUAAAUCUGGAUGUCUAGAUUCAGUGAUGGAAGAAAAAAUCUGAUGAAAAAUAUGACUUGAAGAAAUCUAGGCUGCUCGGAAAUCUAGGCAAGCAGAUAUAGUCAUCUUUGCUCUGGACUGUCACCAAGUUUUACAGACCUCUUCCUCAUUGUGAUUUACCAUGGCAUGGUUCUUUGUGUACUUGACAGCUCUUCCAAUACUCAGCUAUGAAGUUCUAGUGGUGUCUGAGCACAGAUUGUGGUUUCGGUAUUUUAAAUAUUUUGUGUAAUUUAAUAUUUUCUCUCCUUUCUUAUGCUUUUUAAUCAUCUGUAUGUGUACUGUUCCUUUGUGUACAGAGAGAAUAUCGUUCCUUAAUAAAGUUGCUGCAGCAAUAA